AUGGCGGCAUCGGGAGGCGGAUUACCAUCUCCCGCUACCGUGGCGGGCUCGAACCUCCAACACCCGGCCCGGGCUCGCUUCCCCGGCCGGCCGUGGGCGACUCGCAGCAGGCUGCGGUCGGAGAAGCGCACCAGACGCGGAAGGCUGGGCUCGGAUGACGGGGAGCUGGCUGUCGGAGGGCCGAGGCCCGUGAACAUCGGGCUCGCGUUGAGCGAGGACCCGUCCCUGCUGCGCCUGCUCGGGGUGGUGGAGAAGCACAGGCGGCAGAAGGAUGCGGGCUUCGAGUCCAGCAGCAGCAGCGAGGAGGAGGAAGAUUUCACUGGAUUUGGGACCUCGCCAGUUUGUCCGAAGAAAACGUCUGGCACCGUUACUCGGUCUUCGCCAUUCAGCCGAGCGAAGUCUUCCCGUGCUUUGGGCCAAUCUCCCGAAACAAAACAUCUCGUGGGAAAAGUUAAACCGAACACCCUAAAACCAGCUCUGAUUGGGAAAAUUGUACCUAGGAUUCACAAAGAAGGCCCGGGUGUCACAGAGAGCCCAGAAGAAAACAAACAAAUACCCAAGAUGAUAAUAAAAGUGCGUAGCAAGCGGUUAGUCCUCCCCACAAAAGCCAAACAUAAAGACGAGCAGGCCUCAGGCCGCCAGAGCAGUACUAGAUCAACUGUCUUGACAAGGAAAGCAGGACAAACAGGCAAGUCGGGCAGAAUGCAAAACAAAACAUCUGGUGACAUCAAGGAGGAAGAUGAGCUUUCAGAACAGUCCCAGCCACACAGCUCUCUGAAACCACUUGGGCACACCAGAGGCACAUCUCAAACAGUUGCUCUGUCAUUUACAUCCAUCCACAGACGGCAGAGGAAGAGGAUUGUUAAGAGUACGGGUGCCUCUCCGGAGGCUGGAGCCGAGGCCGGUGCUCAGAGUGGAGAGGAGGCAGCAAUGCCCCUCGAGUGUAAAGCUGAACAUUCCCCUAAGAAACGAACUCACAGAAGAAAGUCCUUUUGGUGCAAGAGAAAACCACCGCCAACCAUCGGAGCCCCGAAAGUGGGUCGUGCUCGCACUAAGCGUGUUUUUUACACGUAUGUACCAGAGGCCAUUCCAGCCCUACUGACGAAGGACGAGAACAAGGAGCAGCUGAUAGAACAGAACAUCACUCCGUCAGAAGGAGAACAGAACACAGAAGUCCAGCAGAGCUCCAACUCCUCCGCUCCUGUGAUGAGCGCACGGUCCUCUCGAGUUAUUAAAACUCCAAAGAGAUUCUUGGACGAGCAAAUGAUUCCCUUUCCAAAGGGCCCUUUUUCCUCAUUGCUUAAGAGUCAGCAGAGAGAGGACGGAAAACCGAUUGCAUCACCCCAUGAGUCAGGUUAUGAUGGCAACUCGCUGCUGUCAGACAGUGACUCUUUAGCCGUUUACAACAGCCCAUCUGCUCUGAUGAAGUUCUCCUCGAAGCCCAGUUCAGGCACGAGCCACGUAGAGAUUUACAAGAACCUCAAAAAACUGACCUUGAAACUGGCAGAGAAAAAGAGAGGCCAGUGUGACACUCCGGAGGAUCACAUGUAUCACAGCGAAGGCUUGAGCUCUCAUGUCAAGAAGAGGCGGAGGUCAAAGCUGAUGAUGGAAGAGCUGGAGAUGGAUUCUCCUGGUGUUGUGAGGAAACUAGCGGUGGUGGUGAACACUAAUGCGGUGAAGCCCUCUCAAACGCCGUUCGAAGAGAGUGGAAGCAACAAUCAAGCAGGAGGCAUGACGGGGGCGCUUCAGGAGACUUUAGAAGUCAGUGGGCCCAGCCAUCGAAUAGGUCUCAGUGGAGCUAACAAGAGGAUGCUCCACCUGCUGAAGAAAGCCAAAGUCCAGCUCAUCAAGAUUGAUCAGCAGAAGCAGCUCAAGUUGUCUCAGUUGGGCUCCAGAGAAUUGCAGGUGCCACUAAGUGGAAGGAGGAGGCGGAAAGUUGCUACAUCUCCUCCAGAUACUAGUUCUCAGGAGCAGCUGCUGGGUGGUCCGAGGAUCAAACACGUGUGUCGGGCAGCAGCAGUGGCUCUGGGGCAGCCCCGCGCCAUGGUGCCAGAUGAUAUUCCCAGACUGAGCGCUCUGCCUCUGCACGAGAGAGAGGGCAUCACCUUCUCUCCCGCAACAGAAGAUGUGGCAGAUGACGACGAUGACGUCCCUGAUCAGGGCAGGGCUCAGUGGGUGGUCUCACAGGAAAACAUCCAGCGGAGGAGGAUAGGAAGGGGGAGGGGACACAGGUUUAAAAAGAGGAAGAUCAUGAGACGGUUCGGAGGUGUGGGAUCCCGCUCCCGGCGCUGCCAGGGCUGCAAAGGCUGUCUGGUAAAGGAUGACUGUUCCAAGUGCAUGAACUGCCUGGAUAAGCCCAAAUUUGGAGGGCCCAACACCAAGCGGCAGUGCUGCAUAUACAGAAAGUGCGACCAGAUUGAGAAAGCGAGGUUUGAACGUGUUGCCGGACCACUGAAAGGCUCUAUGUCGAGCAGUGACACCGGGAACUGGGAGUUGGGAGGAGAAGGCGAGGCCCCGUCUGCAGUGGCCCCUGGAAUCAGAAAACAUUCCCUGCGUAACAUCACACCUCGCUCCUACAGCAGCCUGCUUAAAUCUGAAUCUGAGGAAGAGGAGGGAAUAGGAGAAGAGGCUGAUGAUAAAUCAACAGUCAAGGCACAUGUUGCUGCUGUGAGCAAACAAGAUCCUGCUACUCAAGACUGGAGAUCAGGGCCGGAUGACCCUGCACCUGAAGUGGUGAGGAAUCGCCGGAUGCUCUCCAGAGGAGUCGUGAGCAGACCCAGAGCGAACAAGGCCGCAACAGACCGUCCACAGAAAUCUCUGCGGUUAUGUUUGCACCGUUUGCCCCAGUCUGUGGCGCAGUCGGCAUUACACAAACCUAUAUCAUCAUCCUCAUUUCAACAACUUCAGUCCACGCAGCACUCAGCUCAGACAGAGCCGUGUUUUCAGGAAAACCCAGAGUCUGAGGUGCAGCACCCACAUGUUUUGACUGAGACAUACAGAACUAACAAAGAUGAAACUGUGGCAGUGCCGUCUCAGACUGUUGAUCCAGACACAGACUUGCAGGAGGGCAAACUGGAUGAGCAGGAGGACGUACGAGGGAAUCCGCCUGAAGAAGAGAACGAGGAGGACGUUCCUGUCAAAGAGACGGCGCCGAAAAACUGUCCAACAAUUGACACGCACUCUGUCCUUCAUUCCCAGAAUUCUGCAGAGUCUGCAUCAGUGAACUCCCUGACGGGGUUAACUAAUGGACUCCCCCAUAAGGGCCUGUUGCAGAAAAAGCACAAGAUCCACGUGGACUUCAAGGAGGACUGUGCUGUUCAGAAUGUAUGGCUCAUGGGCGGCCUCAGCGUCCUCACAUCUGUCCCGACCACACCACAACCCGUCUGUCUGCUCUGCGCCAGUAAAGGACGACAUGAGUUGAUCUUCUGCCAGAUCUGCUGUGAGCCUUUCCACAGUUUCUGUCUCUCACCGGAGGAGCGCCCCCAGGGGGAGAACAAGGAGAACUGGUGCUGCAGGCGCUGCAAAUUUUGUCAUGUUUGUGGGCGCAAAAGCAAGAGCACGAAGCCUGUGUUGCAGUGCAAAAGAUGCCAAACCUCCUACCAUCCUUCCUGCUUGGGACCAACAUACCCUAAACCUAUGAACUGCAGCUUGCCCUGGGUGUGCAUGACGUGCAUUCGGUGUAAAAGCUGCGGUGUGACUCCUGGAAAGUCCUGGGACUUGGCCUGGAACCAUGAUCAGGAUCUGUGCCCUGACUGCACUGGUCUCUACAAGAAAGGUAAUUUCUGUACGGUGUGCCAGAAGUGCGACGAGGACAGCAGCCAACACGCACAGAUGAUUCAGUGUUCAGAGUGCAGCCACUGGAUUCAUUACAAAUGUGAAGGACUUUCGGAGGAGCUGUGUGGUUUGCUGUCGAGCCAAACGGAGGAGAUAGAUUUCACUUGUUCACCUUGUAGCGAGCAGCAGAGUGAACACAGCUGCUUGAAGGAGGAGCUGCAGAUCAGGCUGAUCGCCGGGCUUGAGAUGGUUCUCACUGACCUCCUCUCCCAUGAUGCCACCAAGCACUUACUUAUCUGUAAAGCGUGUCUGGAAACAAACGACUCAGGGUUUUUUAGGGAACUGCGACCAGUCUGUGAUCUGCAAGUGGUGGAGAGGAAGUUUGAAGAGGGAGUGUACACCUCAAUAAAAGCAUUCCACAAGGAUGUCAACUCUGUGAUGAGGAAGUGGCUGAGGGAGGAAGAGCUUUUCCCUGAGGAUCAGAGGCCAACUACACAGGCCAAGGCACACUAUGUUAAAUUGGUGGAGCAGAUUUUCACUUGGCUUCCGUCAUCUAUUCUAAAAAAAUGGAACUCACACUCUGAUGAAUUUCCAAGCGCCAGGCUCCCCGAGGCCGUCCCUCCACCAUCUAAGGAGCACAGCUAUGCACAGUGGCUGGAGAGGACAUACCAGCUCGAGGAGUCCAGGGGCCCACCAGCGGGGAAAUCUGACCCUCUGCUAUCCUCACUCUCUACAAAGCAGGCUGGUGCAACCCGCAGCCUCCCUCUGCAUGGUGUAAAAGGUGACCUGAAAUCCAUCAGGACUGGAGAUGCAAGGCAGUGUGCACUCUGCCAAAAAUAUGGAGACUCUGCUCCUGCUGAUGCAGGACGGCUGUUGUACUUGGGGCAGAAUGAAUGGGCGCACAUUAACUGCUGCCUUUGGUCUGCAGAGGUGUAUGAGGACAACGGUGCUCUUUUGCAAGUGCACACCGCUGUCUCUAGAGGGCGCAGCCUGCGCUGUGAUCGCUGUGGACAGUCGGGAGCGACUGUGGGCUGCUGUCUCGCCACCUGCCAGAGUAAUUUCCAUUUCAUGUGUGCUCGCACCCAGAGCUGUGUGUUUCAGCAGGACAGGAAGAUGUUCUGCUGGAAACACAGGGAUCUCGUCAGUGCAAAGGUGGUGUCUGGAGAAGGGUUUGAAGUCCCUCGGCGGGUGUACGUCGACUUCGAGGGGAUUACUUUCAGGAGAAAGUUCCUCACGGGCCUCGAGCCUGAAACCAUAAACAUGACCAUAGGCUCUUUGCAGAUUCAGAAACUUGGUGUGUUGUCAGAGCUGUCGUCUAAUGGGAGAAUGCUGUAUCCUGUCGGCUAUCAAUGUUCUCGGUUGUACUGGAGCACUGUGGACCCCCGCAGGCGCUGUAAGUACACCUGUAAGGUGACAGAAGUGAGCACGCCUCUGCCCGGUGAGGAACAGGAUCUGAGAUGGGACAAGGAGGACAAUCACACCAUCGUCCACAGUCCCAAACACCGCAGAGAUAUGGAGUCUCCAGAUCGUUUAAGCACCUCAUCCAGCCCAAUAAAGUCCACUACCCCAUCACCCAACUCUAAACUGCACAACACACCUGGAUCCAAAAGUCCUGGUUACACACAGACCAGGAGACCAGCAGGAGGAUCAUCCCGACCUCUCCCAUCACCGGGAUCCGCUGCCCCCAAAUCUCAUCACAUCCUGACACUGAGGGACCUGGAGGACACCCGUCGGCCUCGCCGGCUCUCAACGAGAAGCCGCUGUAGUUCCUCCCCAACGGACAGUGAUCCGACUGUCCAGAUGACCCUCCGCUCAGGGGGAACCGUCCACUCCAGAUGUGCGCUGUUCAACUCCCCACCAAGGUCAUCAAGCGUCGGACCAGCCUCGCCUCCUCUGUCACGACCAAACUCCACAUCACCAGUAUGGAGCUCCCCGCCUAGAUCCAACUCCAGCAUCACUGCAGGGAUGUCACCGCGGCAAGCAGUCGUCACUCACUCCCCCAAAGGGAGCUUUAAAAUCACCACGCCGGUCUCUGCCGAGGUUCCCCAAGACUUCCUGGCAUCAUCCGAGGCAGAAGACGCAGCCAUGGCCACAACCAACGGGAUCUCACUCGCCCCGGAAAUCCUGGAAGAGGAAGUUGCCCACCUGAUUUCCCAGGAGCUGCCUUAUACUGUGUUUGACACUGACACAGAGGUGGCAGUGGCCUCCCUGCUGGAUGCGAAGCUCGAGUUCGAUGAAGCUCUGCUCACGGAGAACGUGGUGCUUCACUGCGGUAGAGGAGAGGGGGAAGGCGCAGUGCAGGAUGUGGAAAUGCAGGAACAGAAUCCAGAGAAUGACUCUGAAGAUGAAGACUCAAGCCAUUACUUAAGGUUUUCCCGUACCGUGGUGUGUGAAGCAGCGAGCGGCUCGGACGCCUCAGGUCAGCUCCCCUCAGCACCGUCCAUCUCCCAGUUGGACGGAGCAGACAGCGGCUCAGAGAGCGACGAAAGCGAAGUGAGCAGCAACGAAGUGCCGCCCCUUAACAUUCUCAGCAAUGACAAAAAUAAACCAACUAAACAGCUGACCAUUGCACUAAAGAGGCUGGAGACGAUCUUCACUGUGGCACAGCCAACGGUCCAACCAGCAACAACAGAGCCAGAGAUUCAGGAACUCGCACCGCCGACUGCUCUUCUCGAGUCAGAUUACGCACAAGAUGACACUUCCCUCCAGGAGGAAGAAGUCGCCAUGAGCUCUGAGGUCGCCAUGAGCUCUGAGGUCGCCAUGAGCUCUGAGGUCGCCUUGAGCUCGGAGGUCGCCAUGAGCUCGGAGGUCGCCAUGAGCUCGGAGGUCGCCUUGAGCUCUGAAACCUCAACAGCUCUAAACGAGGAUCAAAUUUUGGAUCCAACUACAGGCCAUUUUAUUUCUGCUGACUCGAUAGUUAAUCCAAGAGCCAUUGAAGAAGACAAAGAUGACACUACCUCAUCAACUGACUCGGUUGAAGGCUAUAAAGACGAUUUAAACGACCCCGACUACUCGCCAGAAACUGAAACCAAGAAAUCUCCGAUAAUGAUGAAGACUUUUGUGAUGAAGACAAAACAUCCCCCAGCACAACUUAAACGCUUGUCGCCCAAACCAUGUCUUCCCCCGCAGCUUAACUACAAGCUUCUGUUGCCCACUCAAGCAGUAAGUAAUGCGUCUGUUUCGCCUGCUGCUGCCACCUUGUGUGCAGUCCCACGCACAGUCACAGCCCCCAUUCUAAUCAAUGGUUUAAACGCUUUACCUGUGCAGCCCGGUGCCAGACAGAGAACCUUCGCCAUCCGCCUGAACACCUCCAAACCCGGAAGUCCGCAGCAGGCGGUGGCUGUGACUCAGGCUGCAGCCACUGACUCCUCCUCGGCCUCAGCCCCGGCACCGGCCCAUCAAGUCCUGCUGGUCAACCGCCAAGGCCAGAUUCUCGUCAAAGACCCGAAAACAAACACGUACCAGUCUCUCGAUUCGAGUUCUCCUGCUUACAGUAAGAUAAGCCAGAUAGCCAAGAUUCUCCACAGUCGUAACACUUUGCAGCGCCCUGUCCCUCGUGUCAUACUAAAGCCUCGCUCCAGCCUCCCGGCCGCAAACGCCACUCCUGCCGGUAACCACACACCAACAACAACCGAGAGAAAGAUCAUCGUCAGAGUGGUGCCUGCGAAAACCAGCGUCGCUACCACAGCUGCUGUUGGAGUGCAGAGUGCCGCAGAAUGUAGUUUCUCCAACAUGGGUGAAAGCAAGGCUCAGGCCAUCAUCAACAGAGCCAUGGCGACGCACCGCGACUCGUCGAAGACAAAACCCAACAUCCUCACUCACGUUCGGCAGCCAAGUGCCAGUGAGGCGAGCGUGUCCCAGCUUCAGGACGCAGAGGAGUCGGACUCGGCUCCGGCUGCACGUUCAGAGUCGCCCGGUGGUUUGAUUUGUGAACCAGAUUUGAACUUGCAACCAGCAGCUGCCUCAUCACACCACCUGGUGAAAGUUAAGAGAGUCUCAUCAACAACUGAGAAGCUCUCGAGGAAAAAAUCCAAGAUCGACUUCUUGUCGGAUCCAUCAAGUGAGCUGGAAAAGGCCAAUGAAGCCAGCAGACUCAGUGGUGUGAGAAUGAAAGCUCCGAGCAUGAAGGACAUUCUCGAUCUAGACCAGGCGAACGUGUCUGAGCCUGAGCUGCCGAGAAUCACUGCUCCACCUCUUCACAAACCCUCCAGACAUCCUCAGGUUGACAACUCAUCCGCACAAACCAACACACAGAGCGAGGACAAGAGUAAAACACACAUGUGGGUCAGCGCUCGCCAUAGUGACCUCUCUGAAUGGGCCCCUUAUACAGGUUUCAGCUCAGACGACGAUGCUCCAGCACCUAAACACAAAAAGAGGAUGUACAUGAACCAGCCUCACCUGCGCUUUGAAAUCACCAGUGAUGAUGGAUUUAGUGUUAAAGCAAACAGCCUCGACGUCGCCUGGCGUGCAGUGAUUGACGGUGUCCUUGAAGCUCGGGCAGGCUUCCACCUGAAGCAGCUGCCUCUGGGCGGGAUGAGCGGGCCGCGGGUGCUCGGUGUCGUCCACGAUGCCGUCAUCUUCCUGCUGGAGCAACUGCAGGGGGCCACGAACUGCAAGUACCACCGCUUCCGCUUCCACCGCUGUGAUGCCAUCGAGGAAGAGCUUCCCCUCAACCCAAGUGGCUGCGCCCGAACUGAAAUCUAUACAAGGAAAGCAACGUUUGAUAUGUUCAACUUCCUGGCCUCGCAGCACAGAGAGCCCCCGGACGUCGUCGCCCCCUUCGAUGAAGAGGAGGAUGAAUUCCCACUCAAAUCUUCCCGACGAGCCACCAGCAGUGAGCUGCCCAUGGCCAUGAGGUUCAGGCACCUGGAGAAAAUAUCCAAGGAAGCAGUCGGAGUUUACAGAUCUCAAAUUCACGGGCGUGGACUCUACUGUAAGAGGAACAUCGAGGCUGGGGAGAUGGUGAUCGAGUACGCCGGCACCGUCAUCCGCUCCGUCCUGACCGAUAUGAGGGAGAAGUAUUACGACAGCAAGGGCAUCGGCUGCUACAUGUUCCGCAUCGACGACUUCGACGUGGUGGACGCCACGAUGCAGGGCAACGCGGCUCGCUUCAUCAACCACUCGUGCGAGCCCAACUGCUACUCCCGCGUCAUCAACGUGGACGGCCGCAAGCACAUCGUCAUCUUCGCCCUGAGGAAGAUCUACCGCGGCGAGGAGCUCACCUACGACUACAAGUUCCCCAUCGAGGACGAGGACAGCAAGCUGCACUGCAACUGCUCCACGAGACGCUGCCGCCGCUUCCUGAAUUAGCACGACGCCGCGCACCGAUGGUCGUCCUGUUGAAUAACGCACUUGAAUUCAGAAGGCGGACUUUGAUGAAUUGAUGAGGGCGACUGUUGUGACGCAGCCAUAAGAAGAGAGGGCGCCGAUGUGCACAGAUCUGAUCUACUGAGUCCUCACUUCAUUGGAAGCUUAAUUUAUCGACCGGGCGAGAGACCAGAUUAGAGCCAUAUGUCAAAGCUUGGGAAGAGGACUAUUUAUUCAGUUUGGUGACUGCUGGAUUGUUGCUCUCUAUUUGUUAAUUUUGUCGUUGUUCAUUUACUGUUCGAUACACCUCAGUCUUUCAAGUCUUUCCUCUGUCAUCAGAAGCCUCUGCUGGAGCUCAGGAGGUGACAACUACGAGCCCAAAACACCGGUGCAAGCUAAAACAGCCCGAUUGCAUUUAUUAGUAUUUAAAGAUGGCUCCAUUACUAUGCUGGUGACAGGGUGUCUGUAAAUAUCAGGUCUCAGAAAGGGAUGACGACUUUAAUUUAAAUCAGCACCUUAUUUUGAAAAGACCCUCUCAGGUAGCGCUGGUGUCACAGCAGACGGGACUCAUUUUAAUUUCAGAACAAAAGUCUACUCAAAGCACCUUGUGCACGUUGUAGUGCAGCUACAUUUUAACAUCACUCUGGACGCCACAGGGACGACAAUAAGGUGCUGAUGACAUUUACCCUAAGGGGAACUUUUAAUACCUUUUUCCACCUCUCAGAAACAUCUCGCUUUUAUUUGUUACGGCAGAGAUGCUUUUAUCCCCCUGAUCUGUUCUUUAUCUGUUCAUUUGUGCUGUCGAUGUAUUUAAAGGUCUAUGAGGGACUUCUCCACAGUGCAGGGGUCAAAGUUACUACAGUGAUCUUGCUCUGCUCAGUCCCUUGUGAAUCUUUUUUUUGUUUUGUAUUUUUUGUAUAUUUGAACAAUAAAUGUAUAUUAAACAAGCUAAUGGAAAUAAAUGUGUUUGAGCUUUUAACUUUGUUUUUGUAAGUGAAGGCUGACUAAUAGGAAUCAUGCAGAGUCAUGAUCCUAAGUUAAUCUUUCUUUAUUUUAUUUGUAUGUGGUUGUUUUUCACCCUGUCUCACUGGUGUUCUACCUCAAAGGUUUUAUGAAGCAAGAUUUAUUUUCAAAACAUUUGCUUCCUCAUUGUUCAGUCCUUGUAAUUAUCACGUUAUUAUAGUGUGAAAACAGCUCUAUUCACUACUAUUAAACACUGACUUAUUAUUAUGCCUGCAAUGAUUUCCUGAGUAAAGUUAUCCGCUGUUUCUUUUCCCCCCGUGUGCAUCGCCACCCGCCUGUGGCCGUAGAAGCUGAACCCAGUAGAUGUUUGUUUCGUUUUCUUAGGAUAAACAAUUGAAUUUGAAACAAAGCUCUGUCACAAUGGAUUUUUGAUUGUAUAAAGUUGUAUAAAGAAUUUCUAAAACCUGUAAAAUAUUUUUUAUAUACACUUUUUUAAUUUAUGUUCAAUAAAGAUUUAAAAUGUUAA
Molecule: messenger RNA, 10570 nt
Organism: Pleuronectes platessa (European plaice)
Lineage: Eukaryota; Metazoa; Chordata; Actinopteri; Pleuronectiformes; Pleuronectidae
Gene: kmt2ba
Product: lysine (K)-specific methyltransferase 2Ba
Exons: 36
Coding region: 1-9084 (3027 amino acids)
Biological process (GO): positive regulation of DNA-templated transcription
Cellular component (GO): nucleus; histone methyltransferase complex
Molecular function (GO): DNA binding; protein binding; zinc ion binding
Source: RefSeq, a predicted model, not a curated record